This is a messenger RNA of Aphanomyces astaci, 886 nucleotides long. RefSeq lists its product as hypothetical. The transcript is spliced from 2 exons. NCBI's taxonomy places the organism in Eukaryota, Oomycota, Saprolegniomycetes, Saprolegniales, Verrucalvaceae. The record is from RefSeq and is a predicted model, not a curated record. Gene Ontology annotation, molecular function: oxidoreductase activity. Bases 1 to 858 code for a protein of 285 amino acids.
AUGCUGCCGCUCCAGAGCUCGGUGACUCGAAAGUAUUCUAAAAUCCCCACGUUGUUUCGGCAUGGCCAAGGCGUGGGCAUCGAUAUUGCCGGCAUUGUCACGCAAGUGAGUGUAGACGUCACGACGUUUUGUGUCGUGGACCGAGUAUGUGGCAACACCAGGGGGCCCUCGCAGAUCAAGCAACUUGCCGAGCAACUCAAUUGGCCAAGCUUCGACCUUCGUUUACGUUUCAACAAGGCGGCGCUACCUUGUGCGUACCUGACGGCGUAUCAAGGCCUGAUCAACCAUGGCUUUGAACCCGGGGCUAAAGUACUGGUCACUGGAGCCAGUGGCGGGUGCGGUACUGCCGCAAUUCAACUCGCCAAGGCGCUAGGGGCCAGCGAAGUGGUUGAUGUGUACUCGACCAAGAACGAAGGCUUUGUCAAGUCGAUUGGCGCCGACCGCACGAUCGAUUACGAGACUCAGUCGAUUGUGACCGGGGAUGAAGGGUACUUUGACUUUGUGUUUGACGCGGCGAGUGGCAGCCCUGGUGGCGAAGACUACUUGAAAAAAGCCAAGGUCGUGCUAACCGAUCCCUCCAAAUACCACGUCACACUCAGUGGUCCCGCGACGUUUUGGAUCCAGCUCAUUUGUGGCUGUUCACCCAAGCACAUUGCGCUUCAAAUGACCAGUCGAAAAUGCGCCGAUUUGACCGCGAUCGUGGAACUCUUGAAUCGAUCCGACCAACGGCCUGCUAUCGACACGGUGUUUCCCUUCACAAACCAAGGCGUUGUCGACGCGUUCGCGAAAUUGAAAUCCCGUCGAACAAAGGGCAAACUCAUCAUUGAUGUCGCCGCGAGCCUCAACACAUUCCACUAAUAUGGUAGUACAGUAGAGUCCACAUAUG